Messenger RNA from Mytilus trossulus (common blue mussel), 916 nucleotides. Its product is annotated as CDAN1-interacting nuclease 1-like. The record is from RefSeq and is a predicted model, not a curated record. NCBI's taxonomy places the organism in Eukaryota, Metazoa, Mollusca, Bivalvia, Mytilida, Mytilidae. The coding region runs from base 46 to 891 and encodes 281 amino acids. The transcript has a single exon.
AAUUUUGCGGGAAGUGAAAAGUAUACUUUCCCGAAUAAAAAAAAAAUGAAGUUGGCAGUUUAUAAUGACGUUUUGAAUAUAAUGCAGGAAUACAACACUCGUGAAUGCUUUAGACUGAUACAAGACAAAUAUCCUGAUUUGUCAAUCAAUACUUUAGGCAGCAUCUUUUCUCAAAAUUACCAGAAAAAGAUGAAGAAGACCCAUCAUAUUCAUUACAAUCCAGAAAAAAUGAACGACUACUUUCAGCGAUACAAUUCGACGAUCAAGAAAAGAGAGAAGCAUGUGUUACUAAGACUGGCAGAUGAACUUGACCUUUCACCUGCACUCCUUGCAAGAAUUAUACUAGAAAGGUACUUGUCACAAACUGAGUAUGCUGGAGAAACUGCCCCAAAGCCUAGAGUGACUCAAAUGAUGAGAGACCCUUCAUUAAUAACGAAUUCAGUUCUGUCUACAGAAGUUCAAGAGUGUAUUUUAAGUGAUGAUCACUAUGGUCCUAUAGUAGAUAGCAUCAAACAUGGAAUUGGACAGGAAUAUGAAUUUAAACUUACAAAAAAGUUAGACACUUUAGGAUAUGCUUAUUUACACGAGGAUCAUAUGCGUGCAAGGGGAUAUGACAAGACUCCUGAUGUUAAACUUGAAGUGCCAAUUAGUGUUGAUGGCUAUAUUGUGAACUGGAUUGAAAGUAAAGCUUCUUUUGGUGAUGAAUUUAGUAAUAGAAACUAUCUAAAAGACCAGUUUUGGAGUUACUGGAAUAGGUUUGGACCGGGAAUGGUUAUCUAUUGGUUUGGCUUCAUUGAAGAAUUAGAUGUACAUCGAGACAAAGGGAUCAUAUUGAGAGAUAGUUUUCCUGAUAAUAUUGUUUGUUUGAAUCCGAUGGCAAAAGUUAAAUAAUAUGAUAAAAAGUUUAUAAAAGUUG